Molecule: messenger RNA, 207 nt
Organism: Anthostomella pinea
Lineage: Eukaryota; Fungi; Ascomycota; Sordariomycetes; Xylariales; Xylariaceae
Source: the annotation of a GenBank genome assembly
AUGCCUUCCGCGCUCGACAUGCCUUCCGAGGUCAACAUGCCUUCUUCCGUUAACAUGCCUUCUAAGGUUAACAGCAUGCCGUCGCCCGUCAGCAUGCCUUCCGAGAUCGUUGUCAUGGCUUCCGAGAUCAGCAUGCCUUCCAAGCUCAGCAUGCCUCCAAGGUUGUUCGGAAAACGCCAACUUAUCGUGGCUGCAUUCCAAUCCUAA